AUGGAGUCGCUGCCGAUCCCCGACGAGCUCCUGGCGGAGAUCUUCCUCCGCCUGACCGCCCCAGCCGACCUCGCCCGCGCCUCCGCCACCUGCGUCUCCUUCCGCCGCGUGGCCGCCGACCGUGCCUUCCUACGGCGGUACCGCAAGCUCCACGCCCCGCCCCUCCUCGGCUUCCUGGACACCAGAAGAGUCUUCCACCCGGACGCCCCGCCUCAUCCCUCCGCGCCGGCAGCCAAUGCAUCCGCCCUCGCCGCCGAUUUCUCCUUCUCCUUCCUCCCCGCCGCCGGCUGGGCCGUUCAGGACGUCUGCGACGGCCGCGUUCUCCUCGGGAAAUCCCGCAAGCGCAACGUCGACGGCGGGCGCCGGUACAGUGAAGUCUUACCGGAGAUGGUGGUCUGCGACCCCUUGCACCGGCGGUAUCUCCUGCUUCCCCUCAUCCCUGACGACCUAGCCGCUUCGGUGGAGAACCAAUGCUGCUGCUGCGAGACCUUCCUCGUUCCAUUCGAGGAGGACCAGACGUCAUUCAGCGUGAUCUGGAUGGUGCACUGUACAACCAAGCUGUUCGCCGCCAUCUUCUCUUCCAGCACCGGAAAAUGGCGAACCAUUUCGUCCCAGAACUGGGCUGGUUUGUUUGCUGGCUUGCGAUUGUCGACGGGGACUAUUCUCUUCACCUGUCGCCAGUACGUGGAUGGUUGCUUCUAUUGGGUGGUGGGCUGGAAGGAAAAGUUGCUGGUGCUCGACACCCGGAGGAUGGAGUUCUCCAUUGCUGACCCGCCACCCGAAGCCAAAGGUCAUUGUUAUCUUGAUAUAGGCGUGGUGGAGGCAGAAGAAGGCGGGCCUGGGGUGUUUGUGUAUACACAUAUCACAGCUGACCUCAGUUAUUACACUCUUAGGCAUGACAUUGGUGGGAGCUCUAGCAAGUGGCACAAGGAGAAGACAGUCUCACUGGGCUCUAGCUACAUAUUCAUAGGUUCAACGGGGAGCUACUUGCUCUUCUUCCUGGAUCACUGGGGAAGCUCUGCGCUCGAGAAAGGUUGUUUCGCUUUCACGCUGGACGCCAAAACACUCCAGCUUGAGGAAGUACUCAGGAAGGCACCGAGGAGGAAAUACUGGAACAAAGCGCAGGGGCGCUGCAAGCUGAAGAGCCUGUUGAUAGGCAUAACGAUGAGACUUGAUGAUGCGGAUGCUGGACUUCAGGCUGGCGUGUUGGGGACUGUAGAUGGUGCUGAUUGA
This is a messenger RNA of Brachypodium distachyon (stiff brome), 1233 nucleotides long. RefSeq lists its product as uncharacterized. The record is from RefSeq and is a predicted model, not a curated record. The transcript has 2 exons. Lineage: Eukaryota; Viridiplantae; Streptophyta; Magnoliopsida; Poales; Poaceae. Gene Ontology annotation, molecular function: protein binding. The coding region runs from base 1 to 1233 and encodes 410 amino acids.